CGUCCUCGAUGACCCCCGGCUCGCAUCUCGCUAAUAAUAUAACCUCUUCUUCCCGAUCUUUUCCUUUUCCCUUUCCCUCCUCUCUCUGACUUCCUCCCGCGUUAGGUCCUCGGGAACGUAGCGUGGUCACCACCCCACACUCGGUUGGGUCGAGGAUUGAAUUUCUCCGAGUCGAGUUAAACUUACAAGGGAGGAGUGGAGGAAAAAAGAAGGAAAAAAAAUUUUUGCUAAAAGGGUCUUCUCAGUUUUGAACUUCGAUCCGAUGAGUUCUCACGGGGACAAAGGCCUCGCCGGCCAUAAUUCAUCGCUACAAGAAGCCGUGCUUUCAAAGUCGGCCAAUCAUUCAGACGAGGUCACUUACUCGGCCAACACGCCGGAUAAGAGUUUAGAGAAGCCUCACGACUAUGCCGCCGCCGAGAAGUCGCUUACCGAUGAGGAGAGCGCAAAUAUAGGCCAGAUAGCCGGCGACGAGAGCGAAGUACAAAAGAGCUUCCUCUCCAUUUAUUAUCGAAGAUUUCGGGCCUACGUCCACCUCUUUAUCUGGCUCGUCUUUACGGCAUGGUGGAUCUUUGGCCUCGUUCGUUUUCGGAACGAGAAGAACUGGCUGAUCCCAUUCUUAGUAUACCUGGCGAUCACGCUUCGUAUCAUCUUCCUAUGGAUCCCAGUUAAAUAUGCCAUGAUGCCCGUCAAAUUCGUCUGGCGCCAUACCGCCUUCAGGGUUUAUGAGCUGACCCCGAAGAAGCUACAUCGACCACUUGCUGCCGUCGUCACCGUUGCAGUUUUCUUAAUCGGUUCUAUGGUGCCCGAAGAGACUGGCGACAACACGCGCGCCCGCCGUGCGCAAUCUCUGUUUGGUCUAGUAGUUAUGAUUGUUAUCUUGACUGCCACUUCGAAGGACUGGAGGAAAAUUCCUUGGCACACCGUCAUCGGCGGGAUGCUCACUCAGUUCAUUAUCGCCGUCUUCGUCUUGCGAUCCCAGGCUGGUUACGACAUCUUCAACUUCAUUUCUACGCUGGCCCGAACGUUGCUAAGCUUCGCCGCCGACGGUGUCGAAUUCCUAACGGAGAAAUCGGUGACGAAACUGACUUGGUUCUUCAUCAGUGUUGUGCCGCCAAUCAUCUUCUUCGUAGCUCUCGUAUCCCUCCUAUAUCACGUCGGCCUUGUCCAGUGGUUCGUCGGCAAAUUCGCCGUCUUCUUCUUCUGGACUCUCCGAGUUUCGGGUGCCGAAGCCGUAGUGGCCGCCGCGACCCCUUUCAUCGGACAGGGCGAAUCUGCCAUGUUGGUACGUCCGUUCGUCGCGCACAUGACCAUGGCCGAGAUCCAUCAGGUUAUGACGUGCGGCUUUGCCACCAUCGCCGGUUCCGUGCUUGUGGCCUACAUCGGUCUCGGCCUAAACCCUCAGGCGCUCGUCUCUUCCUGCAUUAUGUCUAUCCCGGCAUCCCUCGCCGUCUCUAAAAUGCGCUGGCCGGAGACGGAAGAGACCCUAACAUCCGGGCGGGUCGUUAUCCCAGAAAGCGACGAGCACGAGGCCGCCAAUUCGUUGCACGCCUUCGCGAACGGUGCCUGGCUCGGGUUGAAGAUCGCCGGCAUGAUCGUAGCCACGCUUCUUUGCAUCAUCGCCUUUGUCGGUCUAAUCAACGGACUUCUUACAUGGUGGGGUAGUUAUUGGGGCAUCGAAGAAUUAACCAUUCAGUUUAUUCUUGGCUACUGCUUCUACGUCGUAUCCUGGCUACUCGGCGUACCGAAUGACGAUCUCUUGCUUGUCGGAGAACUUAUCGGUCAGAAAAUCAUCAUCAACGAGUACGCCGCAUUCAAGGCUCUUCAGUCAGACGACCGUUACAGGGACUUGAGCCCGCGAGCCCAGCUCAUCGCCACCUAUGCCUGCUGCGGUUUCGGCAACGUCGGUUCUCUUGGUACUCAGAUCGGCGUCUUGUCUCAGCUUGCCCCUGAACGUGCUGGAGAUGUGUCUAGGGUUGCCAUUUCAGCCCUUAUUUCCGGUAUCAUUUCCACUCUAACAUCCGCCAGCGUUGCCGGCAUGUUGUAUACAGACGAUAUAGGAGCGCCUCUAAGUAUAGUACCGGCAUCUUAGUUGUAUACUUAAUACCAAGUUUGAAGUUUGUCACGGUAUUCACGUAGAAAUACGAUCAUUUAUGUAAGCUACGCGAGAUCUAAGUGUAUAACAGUGUUGAUUAAGGAACUAAGAACGAGCUCUGCUGCCUAUAGUUUAAAUAGAGGCUUAGCUGAUAGGUACCUAAUGUAAUACAAUGAGCUAAGUUGCCUAUUAUAAGGUUGAUGUAUUAAAGGAAGAGAUUAAUAUCAC
Messenger RNA from Daldinia vernicosa, 2320 nucleotides. Its product is annotated as H+/nucleoside cotransporter. The transcript is spliced from 4 exons. The coding region runs from base 263 to 2089 and encodes 608 amino acids. Gene Ontology annotation, molecular function: nucleoside transmembrane transporter activity; symporter activity. The record is from RefSeq and is a predicted model, not a curated record. Lineage: Eukaryota; Fungi; Ascomycota; Sordariomycetes; Xylariales; Hypoxylaceae. Gene Ontology annotation, cellular component: membrane. Gene Ontology annotation, biological process: nucleoside transmembrane transport.